CGGCGGGGCCGUCCCGGAACGACUGCGGCCGGGUGCGCUGGGAGUUAAUCCGAAAGCGCCGCUAGCCCCGCGGGCCAGACUCCACGUGUCACCGAGAAGCUGAUGUAGAGAGGAUACAGAGAGAGAAAGAAAGCAAGAGACCAGAGUCCCGGGAAAGUCCUGCCGCGCCUCGGGCAAUUAUAAAAAUGUGACCCCCCCGGGUCUGCCUCCCAACCACCGCCCUCACCUGCCGCGUGCACCCGUCUGCUUCCAGCUGGCCGCUCGGUUCGGUGCCCCCGCAGCGCCGCUCAGCAUGUGCCCGCCGCGCAGCCUCCUCCUUGUGGCCACCCUGGUCCUCCUCCACCACCUGGACCACUUUAGUUUGGCCAGGAACCUCCCCGCCACCACAGCGGGCCCCGGAAUGUUCCAGUGCCUCAACCACUCCCAAAACCUGCUGAGAGCCGUCAGCAACACCCUUCAGAAGGCCAGACAAACCCUAGAAUUGUACUCCUGCACUUCUGAAGAGAUUGAUCAUGAAGAUAUCACCAAAGAUAGAACCAGCACAGUGGAGGCCUGCUUACCACUGGAAUUAGCCACGAAUGAGAGUUGCCUGGCUUCCAGAGAGACCUCUUUAAUAACUAAUGGGAGUUGCCUGGCUUCCAGAAAGAACUCUUUUAUGAUGACCCUGUGCCUUAGCAGUAUCUAUGAGGACUUGAAGAUGUACCACAUGGAGUUCCAGGCCAUGAACGCAAAGCUUCUGAUGGAUCCUGAGAGGCAGAUCUUUCUGGAUCAGAACAUGCUGGCAGCUAUUGCUGAGCUGAUGCAGGCCCUGAAUUCCCACAGCGAGACUGUGUCACAGAAACCCUCCCUGGAAGAACUGGAUUUUUAUAAGACUAAAAUCAAGCUCUGCAUACUUCUUCAUGCCUUCAGAAUUCGUGUGGUGACCAUCGACAGAAUGAUGAGCUAUCUGAGUUCUUCCUAAAAAGCUGAGGUCUCUCCUAAACUUAAAGUCAUUUUUAUAAAUAUUGGAACCAAAGAAAUUGUAAUAGGGCAUGGGUUAAGAACUGGGGCGGGGGGUGGCUUGA
Molecule: messenger RNA, 1064 nt
Organism: Balaenoptera ricei (Rice's whale)
Lineage: Eukaryota; Metazoa; Chordata; Mammalia; Artiodactyla; Balaenopteridae
Gene: IL12A
Product: interleukin 12A
Exons: 7
Coding region: 293-961 (222 amino acids)
Biological process (GO): immune response
Cellular component (GO): extracellular region
Molecular function (GO): interleukin-12 receptor binding; growth factor activity
Source: RefSeq, a predicted model, not a curated record